ACCUUUUCAACCACUACCGUAUCUCCAGAAAUCAUUCAUGGACUAACUCAUCUUAUUUCUUUCUAUAACUAUUGACUCGAUAACAGCAAAAUGGAUUUCGCAGCUUUAAUGUCCAAAGAAAUCGGCAAAGCCAAAGGCACCGACUCCCAGAAAGAGACAGAAAAACAAUCCAAACAACCAGCAAAGAAAUACACCCGUCGCGGCGAAGAAGAAGCAGCCCGAAUCGCCGCCUACAAUGAAGAACAAGAACGCCUCCGUCGCGAACGAGAAGAGCGCAUGUCACUAAAGCGCAAGGCCGACGACGAAGAAGCCGAACGGCGACGCGAACGAGAACAGAAGAAGCAGAAACUGGCAGAGGAGUCACGCAAAAAGAGGGAAGAGGAGGAAGCAGUUAAGGAACGAGAACGUAGGAAGAAGCUCGGUUUGCCAGAAUUACCACCGCCUGGUAGUGGAAGCGAAGAAGGGAUAUUGGGCGAGGGCGAGAAAGAGGGUGAUAUUCCUGAUGAAGAACUUGCGCAGAAAUUCCGCGAGCUGGAAGAACCGGUCUGUUUAUUUGGAGAAUCGCAUAACUCUCGUCUACGACGAUACCGCCGCCUAGUCCAGCGCGCGCUUACGCCAAAGCCGAAGCUGUCCAAUGGCCCGAUUCCUACGACGCUGGAGCCGGUUCCUGAGGUCGAAAUGAAGAUCUCCCAGACCAUUCCCAAAGAAAACGAGGGCCGGAAGUUCUUGUUCCGACAACUUGCGUCGUAUUUCAACAUGGUGCUUUCGGAGUGGGAGAUUGCUUUGGCGAAGCGGGAUCUGACUGUCAGACAAAGUCUCCAGGGUCGACAGGCGUACAAUGCUAUGGCGCAAUCGAGGGAUAACCUGAAGCCAUUGUUUAAAAAGCUGGAGAAGUUCGAUGUGGAUGAUAAAAUGUUGGAACCUAUUCUGGAGAUCGUCCACAAGGCUCAGCAAAGGAGAUACGUCGAUGCGAAUGAUGCUUAUUUGCGGUUGAGUAUUGGAAAGGCUGCAUGGCCCAUUGGUGUUACCAUGGUUGGUAUCCACGAGCGAUCAGCACGAGAGAAACUGCAUCAGAGCGACCAGCAAGCGCAUAUCCUCAGUGACGAGGUUACGCGCAAGUACCUACAGAGUAUCAAGCGAUGUUUGAGCUUUGCGCAGGUGCGGUGGCCGCCGGACGACCAGUUGCAAAUUAUGGGCUAGAUUUCGACAAGGAUUCAUUUGGACAAAUAUGUGAUUUCCCUGUAUACAAGUUGGUAUGCUAGCAAUGCUUCCAAAAUUGAUGUAGGCUAAGUUUUAUUCAAGGACAAUGUAUACGUUCCAGGAUUACAAGCACAG
Messenger RNA from Aspergillus glaucus CBS 516.65, 1335 nucleotides. RefSeq names its product mRNA splicing protein PRP18. Lineage: Eukaryota; Fungi; Ascomycota; Eurotiomycetes; Eurotiales; Aspergillaceae. The transcript has 2 exons. Gene Ontology annotation, cellular component: U4/U6 x U5 tri-snRNP complex; U2-type post-spliceosomal complex; U5 snRNP. Bases 91 to 1200 code for a protein of 369 amino acids. The record is from RefSeq and is a predicted model, not a curated record. Gene Ontology annotation, biological process: RNA splicing; generation of catalytic spliceosome for second transesterification step.